This is a messenger RNA of Equus quagga, 751 nucleotides long. RefSeq names its product chromosome 1 C12orf57 homolog (gene C1H12orf57). The transcript has 3 exons. Gene Ontology annotation, biological process: post-embryonic development. The record is from RefSeq and is a predicted model, not a curated record. The coding region runs from base 291 to 671 and encodes 126 amino acids. Lineage: Eukaryota; Metazoa; Chordata; Mammalia; Perissodactyla; Equidae.
UUACAGCUCUUUUAGAAUUUGUCUAGUAGGUCUUCUGGUCUUUUCCGGAAGGCCCCCGCAUACCGUUGUCAACGACAGAGACAUUGAGGUUUCACUGUGGCGGGUUUCCCAAAGUGUUUUCGUUCCCGGGGAGUCCGGGUUGGAAAGCGAGGACUACGCCGACAGGCUUCCGGUUUUGGCUGAUGUGCUUCCCUUCUGAUGCCCGCCCGGUCUCAGGGCCGCGCUAGGAGACGGCUCUUUCCUUGUGAACGCUCCCUUGGUUCCGCCGCACGUGCGUGUUUUGUUGCUGUAUGGCGUCCUCCUCGGCCCAACCUGCGGCCCUGAGCGCCGAACAGGCCAAGGUGGUCCUGGCCGAGGUGAUCCAGGCGUUCUCGGCCCCAGAGAAUGCCGUGCGCAUGGACGAGGCUCGGGACAACGCAUGCAACGACAUGGGCAAGAUGCUGCAAUUUGUGCUGCCCGUGGCCACGCAGAUUCAGCAGGAGGUUAUCAAAGCCUAUGGCUUCAGCUGCGACGGGGAAGGUGUCCUCAAGUUUGCCCGCUUGGUCAAAUCUUACGAAGCUCAGGAUCCUGAGAUUGCCAGCCUGUCAGGCAAGCUGAAGGCACUGUUCCUGCCGCCUAUGACACUGCCGCCCCACGGGCCUGCUUCAGGCGGCAGCGUGGCCGCCUCCUGAGGCGUGGCCCUCCCCUGUGACACUACCUGGGAAGGGAACAUGUUGGUGUUCCAGAGGAUAAUAAACGUGCCUGUGACUUA